GUCUUUUACCAUUUUUAUCAUCGAAAAUCUGUUUUGCAUGAUCUCUCUACAUUUUGGCUGUGUUUGGUAAAUGGCAGAUCGAUCAUUUUCUGGAGUUUGACCACCAUGAACUGCUUGGAAUUGUCAAACAGCCACUAUUAAUGUGUUUGGAAUAAGGCUUUUGACAUUGGCAUCUUAAUUCAAAAUGCUAAAGCACGAAACGCCAUAUGGAGCAGCGUUUCAAUCCGGCAUCUAAGUGUAAUUUUUUUGCCCUUUUAUCUAUAUUUGCCAAAGCCAAUAGCACAACCGAGAUCACACUUCAAUGGCUUCUUAUCUUUCCAGAUCCUCCACCACAUUCCUAAACCUGUCCUCCCUUCCUUCUGCUCCCCCAAGAAGGCUCCCAAUCAAAACCCAAAUCCCACUCUUCACAAAACCCAGAAAUCCAAUCUCCACUACGACCCGUACCCCGAUCAGAUCCAUCGACGUCUCAAAGGAAGAACAGCCAACCCCCGUCAAUCCUCCCCAAGAAACCCAGCCCGGGGAGGGAUUGGACGGGCGGAGGAGGCCGGAGGAAAAGUUCGCCGUCUUAAACACCGGAGUCCACCGGUGCCGGUCUUGCGGGUACACCUACAACCAGGCCAAGGGCGACCCCCCAUACCCGAUCCCGCCCGGGUUGCCCUUCGCCGAGCUGCCCGGCGACUGGAGGUGCCCCACUUGCGGGGCUUCGCAGAGCUUCUUCGAGAGCAAGAGCGUGGAGGUUGCCGGGUUCGCCCAGAACCAGGAUUUCGGGUUCGGGGCUAAUACCCUCACAUCUGGCCAGAAGCUAUUGCUCAUCUACGGCGCUCUGCUCUUAGGGUUUGUGCUCUUCUUGUCCGGUUAUUUUCUGCAAUGACAUUGAUGAUCAUGUCUGUGUGUGUAUAUUGUUCGUUGAUUCUUUAAUUCGAAUUCGUGGUUUCGAUUUUCGUUUGUUCAUCAUCAUUGGUUGAUCUUGUGCUUAGUAUACAGUUUUGCAUUUCUGCUCAUGUUUAUUGAAUCAGAUAGGAACCUAUGAAGGUUUAG
Cuscuta campestris is the source of this 1038-nucleotide messenger RNA. The record is from the annotation of a GenBank genome assembly. NCBI's taxonomy places the organism in Eukaryota, Viridiplantae, Streptophyta, Magnoliopsida, Solanales, Convolvulaceae.